UCCUCCAAGAGGGGUGAAGAAUAGUAUCUCCAAACCGCCAUAGCAUAAGCUCGACGAGAUCUCCGCGAAUCAAAGGGGAGAAAAAGUUCAACCUUUCUCGACGCUCUCUCUGAUCGUUCGAAACCCUAAUUACAGUCCCCCUUCUGAAUUCGACCCUGAUCACCAGUUCGAUCGGUUUUGAUCGAGCGAUUCGUCAGGGAGUCGCUAUGCCGAUCCAAAACCCUCUGGUUUCCUGGGGUUUUAGCGGUUUCCUCUUUUUCCUCGUCUUCUUCUGCACUUUCCCAGAAAACAUUUCAACACAGGAAGUUACGUUGGAUUCGAUUCAGAUUUUCACCACACAUGAUUGGUUCUCAACUAAGCCAACAGUGUACUUUCAGUGUAAAGGAGAGAACAAGACGGUGCUGCCCGAUGUGAAGAAAAAGGAUGUGCUGUAUGGUUUCAAAGGCGAAGAGUCUUGGCAGCCCCUAACUGAACUUAAAGGGACAAAGUGCAAGAGAUGUGGGUUCUAUGAAGAAGACACAAUCAUCAAGUCAAGUGAUGUGUUUGACGAGUGGGAGCUUUGCCCUUCUGAUUUCACAGCAGAAGGCAAAUACACCCACUCCAAAGAAAAAGAACUAAAUGUCACUCUCCUUUGCCACGGAUGCUCUCACAACACAUCAGCUUCGAAUGCAGAAUCCGGGUCACGAAAGGAAGAUGAGAGCAAGAGGAUACACCCCGUGAUCGUGGUUUUGAUAGUGGUAGUGGUUUCAGGUGUAGUGUUGGUGGGGGUUUUGGCAGGGUACAAGUACUGGCAGAGGAAGAAACGGCAACAGGAACAGGCCCGGUUCCUAAAGCUGUUUGAAGAUGGAGACGAGAUUGAGGAUGAGCUCGGGAAUACCCUAUAACCCGGUCCGAGCCGGAAUCACCUCAUAUAUGUACAGCUUCUUGACGAUCGCUCACAUGGAUUUUUGGUUAAUCUUUCUUCUCACCGUUUUGUCAAAGGGGCAACGAAUACUCGGAAUACUGCAGACUCAAGAUUCUCAUCACUGUCCAUACCUUGAGUCGAACCAAAUGAUAUCCGGUUCUGAUUUGGUACGAUUUUUGUAAAAACUAGAAUAAGAAGUGAACCAAGUCCGAUAAAUACCAAAACUAAAACAAAUUAUAUAAAAUGUAUAUGCGAAAAUUAAGCUUCA
Molecule: messenger RNA, 1172 nt
Organism: Tarenaya hassleriana
Lineage: Eukaryota; Viridiplantae; Streptophyta; Magnoliopsida; Brassicales; Cleomaceae
Exons: 4
Coding region: 207-884 (225 amino acids)
Source: RefSeq, a predicted model, not a curated record